Molecule: messenger RNA, 1644 nt
Organism: Thermothielavioides terrestris NRRL 8126
Lineage: Eukaryota; Fungi; Ascomycota; Sordariomycetes; Sordariales; Chaetomiaceae
Exons: 3
Coding region: 1-1644 (547 amino acids)
Source: RefSeq, a predicted model, not a curated record
AUGGCGCACCGGUCCCCCGGCGUGGCCGAGCGCAGCGAGCGCUGGGACCGCGACCGCUACGAGUUCGAGCGCGAGCGCGAGCGCGACCGCUACGGCGAUGUCGUCCGCGAGCGCUUCGAGGAGGACGACGACCACGUCUACGUGCGCCGCGGGCCGUCCUCCUCCUCCCGCCCGCCGCCGCCGCCGCCGGUUCGGGAUAACCGCGACUGGAAUAGGAACAGGGAUACCUGGGAUAGGGAUAGGGACAGGGACAGGGACACGAGGUCUGUCGAGCGACGGGUGCGGCGCGAUGACGGUGAGGAGGAUGAGCUUGUUUUCCGUGAGCGGCGGCGCGUGGUGUAUGACGACGCGGAGCCGCGGGUGGUGCGGCGGCGGAGGCCGUCGUCGCCGCCGCCGCUGGCGCCGGCGCCCGAGGGGGAGCGCUCGCGCGUGGUGGUCGAGAAACAGCGGUACCGCAGCCCGUCGCCGUCGCCGGUGAGACGGCCGACCCGGCUGCUCCGGCGGCAGUCGAGCCUGGAUAUCUUCGACCGGAAGCGGGAGGAGUACGGCCCGCCGGCACGCCGCGAGGAGUACCGGGUGCCGCAUUAUGUCGACAUCCCGCUGCCGAGGUCGAAGGCGCUGCCGCCGCCGAGAGGAUACGUCGAGCGCGACUUUUACGACGAGAUCCAGGUCUCCGAUCCCCACCGGUACGGGGACGAGGAUUUCCAUGCGUAUCCGGAGCGGGUGCGCGAGAGGGAGAUUGUCCGUACCCGGCGGCGGCGGACGCGGAGCCGAGAGUCGAGAGCUACCAGCCACCGGAGGCGGUCUAGGUCGUCGAGCCGGAGCAGUUCGAGGAGCAGCAGCGGCAGGACCGCGCUGACGGCACGGGGCGAGUACCCCAAGAAGGGCAAGACGCGCAUCCCCGCUCGGCUGGUGUCGAAGCGGGCGCUGAUUGACCUCGGGUAUCCGUAUGUGGACGAGGGCAAAGUCAUCGUCGUGCAGAAGGCGCUCGGGCAGCAGAACAUCGACGACCUCCUCAAGCUCAGCGACGCCUACAAGAAGGGCGAGCUCGAAGUCAUCGCCGCACGCCCCAGAGCAGGCGACGUCAUCGAGGAGCGCGUCGAGCGCCGCACCGAGGUUUGGGAAGGCGCCGCGGCCGUGCCCCCCGCGGCCCCGGCCCCCCCUCCGGCGCCUGCCGCCCGCGGCUCCGGCGUCAGCCCGGUGAUCGUGCAAGCCGACCCGCCGGUCGAAGUCGUCAAGACAACCGUCGUGCGCGACGUGUCCCCGACCCACACAUACACGGCCUCUUCCUACGACACCUCGACCUCGUACGACACCUACACCACCACCACCACCACCACCAGCAACUCGACAGCCGCCACGCCGGUCAUCGUCGAGGCCCGCCCGCGCGAGGAGUCAGCCCGCGUGCCCGUCGGGCCGGUCGUGCUCGCCGCCGGCGGCAGCGGCAGCCACCAUCGUCACCACCAUCGCAGCCGGAGUCGUGGUGGCGAGCUCGUGCGCGCCGAGCGCCUCAGCACCGGCGAGCUCGUCCUCUACGAGGAGCAGGUCGAGCAGAUCCAGGAGCCGGCGCGGGGCGCGGGCGUGAGGAUUGAGAGGGACCGGAGAGGUAGGCUGUCUAUUAGCGUGCCGAAGUAUCCGCGGUGA